AUGUUCGGCAAGAUUUUCAGCGACCACAUGUUCGUCUGCGACCACGUCGCCGGCGAGGGCUGGGGCGCGCCGGCCAUCGUGCCCCACGGCCCCCUGGCCCUGUCGCCCGCGGCCAUGACCCUCCACUACGCGCUCCAGUGCUUCGAGGGCAUGAAGGCGUACCGCGGCGGCGACGGCGUCGUGCGCCUCUUCCGGCCGGACCUCAACGCCGCGCGCAUGACGUCGAGCCUCGAGCGCCUGCGCAUGCCGACCUUCGAGGCCGUCGCCUUCGUCGAGUGCCUCAAGGCGCUGUUGCGGGCGGACGCGGGCUGGGUGCCCGACGGGCGACGGGCACAGCGCGUACCUCCGGCCGACGGCCAUCGCGACGGACCCACGAAGCUCUUCUGCAUCCUGAGCCCCGUCGGGCCCUACUACGCCAACGGCUUCGACCCCAUCGCCGUCUACGCGGAUAGCUCGAACGUCCGCGCGUGGCCCGGCGGCGCGGGCAACACGAAGAUCGGCGGCAACUACGCGCCGUCGAUCAAGCCCGCGCGCGACGCCGCCGACGCCACGGGCGGCGCGGCGCAGCAGGUGCUCUACCUCUUCGGCGACGACCACCGCGUCACCGAGGUCGGCGCGAUGAACGUCUUCGUGCUCUGGGAGACGCCCUACGGCACGAGGGAGCUCGUCACCGCGCCCCUCGACUACGGCGACAUCCUCCCGGGCGUCACGCGCCGCUCCGUCAUCGAGCUCGCGCGCGCCGAGGGCGCCGUCGAGGUCGCCGAGCGGCCCUUCACGAUGCGCGAGGUCAAACGCGCCGCGGACGAGGGCCGCUUGCUCGAGGUCUUCGGCGCGGGCACGGCGGCCGUCAUCUGCCCCAUCAACCGCAUCUUCUACGAGGGCGACGCCAUCGACGUCCCCACGGGCGCCGACAUCGGCCCCGUCGCCCAGUCCUUCUGGCAGAAGCUCAGCGACAUCCACUACGGCCGCGUCGACUCGCCCUGGGCCGUGCCCGUGGACGACCUCUAG
Aureococcus anophagefferens is the source of this 1008-nucleotide messenger RNA. RefSeq lists its product as hypothetical. Gene Ontology annotation, molecular function: branched-chain-amino-acid:2-oxoglutarate transaminase activity. Lineage: Eukaryota; Pelagophyceae; Pelagomonadales; Pelagomonadaceae. The coding region runs from base 1 to 1008 and encodes 335 amino acids. The transcript has 2 exons. Gene Ontology annotation, biological process: branched-chain amino acid metabolic process. The record is from RefSeq and is a predicted model, not a curated record.